AUGACGAGCAACAAGACAAGGCGACCUGGCGAACCUCCCCUGGACCUGGGCAGUAUCCCCUGGUUGGGCUACGCCUUGGAGUUUGGAAAAGAUGCUGCCAGCUUCCUCACCAGGAUGAAGGAGAAACAUGGGGAUAUCUUUACUGUGCUGGUGGGGGGCAGGUACGUCACCGUCCUCCUGGACCCUCACUCCUACGACUCCGUGGUGUGGGAGUCGCGCACCAAGCUGGAUUUCCACGCCUACGCUGUCUUCCUCAUGGAGAGGAUUUUUGAUGUGCAGCUUCCGCACUACAACCCCAGCGAUGAAAAGGCCAAGAUGAAGCCGACUCUCCUCGUGUGAGACCUGCAGGCGCUCACAGAUGCCAUGUACACCAACCUGCGCACUGUCCUGCUGGGCGAUGCCACAGAAGCGGGCAGUGGCUGGCAUGAGAUGGGUCUCCUCGAUUUAUCCUACAGCUUCCUGCUCAGAGCCGGCUACCUGACUCUGUACGGAGUCGAGGCCCUGCCUCGUACCCAGCAGAGCCAGGCCCAGGACCGUGCCCACUCAGCCGACGUCUUCCACACCUUCCGCCAGCUCGACCUGCUGCUCCCCAAACUGGCGCGUGGCUCCCUGUCAGUGGGGGACAAGGACCACGUGGGCAAAGUCAAAGGUCGCCUGUGGAAGCUGUUGUCCCCAGCCAGGCUGGCCGCCCGGGCCCAGCGGAGCACCUGGCUGGAGAGCUACCUGCUGCACCUGCAGGAGAUGGGCGCGUCGGAGGAGAUGCAGGCGCGGGCUCUGGUGCUGCAGCUCUGGGCCACACAGGGGAACAUGGGCCCAGCUGCCUUCUGGCUUCUGCUCUUCCUCCUCAAGAACCCCGAGGCCCUGGCUGCCGUCCGUGAAGAACUCAAGCAUGCCCUCUCUCGAGCAGAGCAGCCUGUCUCACAGAUGACCACCCUCCCACAGAAGGUUUUAGACAACAUGCCUGUGCUCGAGAGUGUGCUGAGUGAGACCCUCAGACUCACGGCCGCGCCCUUCAUCACCCGAGAGGUUGUGGCGGACAUGGCCAUCCCCAUGGCAGAUGGGCGGGAAUUCUCCCUGCGACGCGGUGACCGCCUCCUCCUCUUUCCAUUCCUGAGUCCCCAGAAGGACCCAGAGAUCUACACAGACCCAGAGGUUUUUAAGUACAACCGAUUCCUGAACGCUGAUGGAUCAGAGAAGAAGGACUUUUACAAGGAUGGGAAGCGACUGAAGAACUACAGCAUGCCCUGGGGUGCUGGGCACAAUCAGUGCCUGGGGAGGGGUUACGCCAUCAGCAGCAUGAAACAAUUCGUGUUUCUUGUGCUGGCACACUUUGACCUGGAGCUGGUCAACCCCAACGUGGAGAUCCCUGAGUUUGACCUCAGCAGGUACGGCUUCGGGCUGAUGCAGCCAGAACACGAUGUGCCCAUCCGUUACCGCAUCCGGCCGUGAACAGACCGGGCUCCACACGCUUGCCCCCACCCAGCCUACACCUGGAUCGCCCAACUUUCGGUGUCCACAUCUGGCCUGGGUGCACAGCUUCAAACACCCAACAGUAUCAGCUUCAGCAUUUUACUGCUUUUUACCUGGAAGGCUGGUUGGGGGAAGAGGGAAGAAAGGAAACUGAGAGAGGAAGGUUUAGACCAAAAUGAGACUCUUUCUGCACCUGCUCACCUUGCUCCCCUCACCUUAUGACACCCACAAAAGUUAGGGCAAACGGGGCAGAAUAGGAGUCCCGACUGCUGUGCCCCAACUCCCAGAGGGGCCACUGUCCAAGCCCUUGACAAUGGUGUGGUUGAGGCCUUAACCAUUCAAAGCAGAUGCUGGCCUUAAAAAGGCCAUUUGAGACCUAGCAGUGUGUCCCUUGAAAUAAGCUGUUCCCCAAAUUAUUCUCUUUUUUUUAAUCUGCUAAAUCUUUUUAAAAAAUAUAUUUUAUUGAUUUUUUUA
This is a messenger RNA of Myotis davidii, 1944 nucleotides long. RefSeq names its product prostaglandin I2 (prostacyclin) synthase (gene PTGIS). Gene Ontology annotation, biological process: prostaglandin biosynthetic process. The record is from RefSeq and is a predicted model, not a curated record. The transcript has 10 exons. Gene Ontology annotation, molecular function: monooxygenase activity; oxidoreductase activity, acting on paired donors, with incorporation or reduction of molecular oxygen; prostaglandin-I synthase activity. Lineage: Eukaryota; Metazoa; Chordata; Mammalia; Chiroptera; Vespertilionidae.